Pleurotus ostreatus (oyster mushroom) is the source of this 594-nucleotide messenger RNA. RefSeq lists its product as uncharacterized. The record is from RefSeq and is a predicted model, not a curated record. The transcript has 5 exons. Bases 1 to 594 code for a protein of 197 amino acids. Lineage: Eukaryota; Fungi; Basidiomycota; Agaricomycetes; Agaricales; Pleurotaceae.
AUGAGUGCUCGUAUCUUUACUUUUGACCCAAAUCGCCAGAGAGAAGCAGCAUGUAUCCUGUCAGAUGCUCUUCGCGAUCUCGGUUAUCCCCAUGCUUACAUCGGCGGAUACGCUAUGCGACUCUUAGGCAGCACUCGGUUCACAGAGAUAAUUGGACACGAUAUCGACGUCCUCAUAAAACCAGGAAAGGAAGAAAUGAAGCAUAUUCGGCAGAAACUAAUUGAAGUUGACCCCCACUUCGCAAACAUAGGCGUGUUCAAGCUUUACUGCCAGAUACUCGACCCCGACGCGCCCGCACCCCAAUCUGAGGCUCGAGCCCAUGUCCUUAUAGAAACACUGGCCACCGGGAACCUUGGUCUCCCAACGGCUCCUGAACCCACGCUGCAAUUCUCGACACAAGAUCUCCCCAUCGAACUGCCCGUGCUUCACCCCUCCGUCUUGAUCCUGACCAAGCUCAAACGGUGGACGAAUAUCUUCGCAUCGAGCCGCCCCAAGUCACGCAAGAAAGCGGCAUCUGAUCUCGUGGACAUCACGUUCCUCGUCCAACACUGCGGGGAUAAGCCGAUAACCUCACAGAGGGAAUUGAGAUGUUAG